Molecule: messenger RNA, 1621 nt
Organism: Dicentrarchus labrax (European seabass)
Lineage: Eukaryota; Metazoa; Chordata; Actinopteri; Moronidae
Gene: bcl2l10
Product: BCL2 like 10
Exons: 3
Coding region: 93-683 (196 amino acids)
Biological process (GO): extrinsic apoptotic signaling pathway in absence of ligand; intrinsic apoptotic signaling pathway in response to DNA damage; regulation of apoptotic process
Cellular component (GO): mitochondrial outer membrane
Molecular function (GO): protein heterodimerization activity; protein homodimerization activity
Source: RefSeq, a predicted model, not a curated record
GAACAUAUAAGCGGUCGGAGGAGGAGUCAGAUGAUAAAUGUGCAGCAGUCAGUGGAGGCUGAGAGUAACGAGGUCCUCCUUCCGCUGUCCGUAUGUGCAGAGAGCAGUCUGAUAUCGCUGGGAGGAAAAUGGCAUGCGGGCUGUGGAAAGAGACCCUGGCUCUGGCAGAGGACUACCUGUCCCUGUGCUGCACAAGCCCCCAGCCAGCCCCUCAACCUCCCAGCGAGUCAGCCGCUGCCAUGAGGCGCAUGGCCCAGGACAUGGAGACGCAGCACCAGGCUCGCUUUCAGUCCCUGGCUCAGACCUUCCUGAGGCAGUGCGGGCCGGACCCCUGCUCCAGCCUCAGGAGGGUGAUGGAGGAGCUGGUGGGAGACGGACACUUGAACUGGGGGAGGGUUGUUUCCAUUUUCACCUUUACUGGGGUGCUGGCCAGACUGCUGCUGGAGCAGAAGGACACAAAGCCGGGGCUGGACCCUGGAAGAUGCAGUGGACUGGCGGAGACCAUCGCUGAUUACCUGGGAGAGGAGAAGAGAGAGUGGCUGCUGGAGAAUGACGGAUGGGAGGGGUUCUGUAAGUUCUGCCGCAGUGCCAGAGAAGUGAGUCAGGACUCGUCCAUGAAGACAGCGCUGUUUGCCGCUGCUGGCGUGGGCCUCGCUGGACUCACCUUCCUCCUGGUGCGCUAGCUAGCCUUCAUUAACACAUCCUCAUCAAUGUUCUCCAUUCAUUUGGCACAAUUAGGUAAACAUUUCAAUUCCAACAUCAAUGCUGCAAAAACAGGCAUAAUCUUUAGUGAAUUCAGGGUCGUAAUCUCAUGUCAUCAACUGAAUGUUUGCACAUGCUCGAACCCCACACACACACACACACACACACACACACACACACACACACACACACACACACACACACACACAUACAUAUAUUAGUACUGACAUUUUGUCACUUGCUCCUUAAGAUUGUAAAAAUGAUCUCAAUGCCUUCAGAAAUUUUGGAGUAGGUGGCAUCAGUUUGCAUAUCUUUAGACAGGAUAAUUACUAAAGCACAGGUUUCUGUACAGAACUGUCUUGAUUUCGUCGUUUUAUAUUUUCAGCUGUGCAGCUUAAAGACUUCAUUUCAAUUUUCACACAGCUUCUGGUUUUGGUUUUUACAAUUGUCAGCUGCCUUUUUUAUUCACGUGUUUACCUGAGUUGUGUAUGUGGUAUAGAGCCAUUCUAGUGUACAAUGUAUAAAUUAAUAUAUUAUAUUUAUAUGAAAUGAAACUGUAAGCAGUGGCCCCCUUUUUCUAACUGAUCCACAGCUAAUUCAGUUGUUUCAUUGUUUUCAAGUCUGUCCUACAUUCUUGUGAAAUGUCUGUGAUUUACACAGGUCAGCAGAGCUGUGUACAGCCCUGAUGACCACACAACGGUGCUAUGAUAUGUUGUUGUUUCUUAUAUCAGUCUAACAAACCAGGGACCAAUCUGACUUCAAAUAUUGUGCUAUUAGAACAAACCGUUGCUAUGGCAUUACCCCCACAGAUCUCUGAAACAUUAUAUUUUUACAUUGUUUUGUUCUAUUUAUUUCUCACUGUCUAUUUUUUUUUUGUUUUGUUUGUUUUUGGUUUUUUUAAUAAAAAAAAAAAAAGCAA